CGCAUUCGGCAAAAUGGCGGCGCGCGUUAAACGCGCUGGUGUCGUUUAAAACCAUGUUUAAACCAAUGUUUAAGCUCGCAUGCGAACUCGUACUCAGCGACAAAUGAUUUUUGUGAUCACAGUGACAAUUCAACUCGUCAAUCUAUAAAGCUCAACUGCCUUAUUUAAGGGAACUAACCCGUGCUCACAGGACAUGUGCUGUCCUGUCGACGCGUUGAGCGUCUACGCACUUCUCUGCCGCGAGGCACCGGCCUACUGACUCGACCGUGCAAGCUAUGGUUCAUGUUUUAAAAACAAUUUUGUAACCCGUCAUGGCCGGCGUCGAGCAGUGGGUCAGCGAUCAGCUGCACUCCAUUUUGGGGUUGAGCGAUCGCUAUGUUGCUCAAUUUCUAGUUAACAUGGCCCAGAAAAGUUCGUCUCGACAGGACCUCGUUGAGAAGAUACGUGACACCGGCACUAUUUCUGUUAACGACGAUGUCGUCGGAUUCGUGGGACAACUGUGGGACAAGGUACCGCACAAGGAGCAGCGUGAGAAGCCAGCACGUGCCCGUGAACGAGCCAUACAAGAAGUGCUUGAGCAGAAUGCUAAGUACACGCUGCUUCCUGACAGUGAAGAUGAAGCAACAUCAACAGCUAGUACGAAGAAGAAAACGUCAAAGAAACGUCAUCUCCGCCGGAAAGCAGAUGAUGGAAGUGACGAGGAGAGGCCAACCGCCAGCAGUAGUGGUGAGGGGGUAAAAGUGAAGCAGGAACCUAGCUGGGACUCUGAUCCAGAAGAUGAACGGUUGCGAGAUCUCAAAGAGCGAGAUGAGUUUGCAGCCCGAUUGCGUGACCGAGACAAAGACAAGACUCGCAACAUCGUUGAGCGCUCCGACAAGAAGGCAUUUGAGGAGGCGGCAAAACGACUGAAACUGGAGGCUGAGGACCGGCAGCGGCUUCUGCCUCGGUUGCGGAUUGAGUCGAGACGUCAGUAUCUGGAGAAGCGGAAAGAAGACAAACUGGUUGAGCUGGAAGCUGACAUCCAUGAUGAGAAUUUCCUCUUCUCAGAUGUAAAACUGACCGAUCGCGAGCGUAAGGAGCUGGAGUACAAGCAGAAGGUUCUGCAGCUGGCCAAAGAGCAUGACAAGGCUCGGGAGCUGGAGAAAGUGCAGCGAUACCGCAUGCCCCAGGAACGCAAGGGCAAGGACGACAUUGAGGAGUACGUUGAAGUGGACGAGCGUGAGCAGGUGCCACAGGCAGAGCAGCGCAAGUGGGAAGAAGAGCGGAUGGGCAUUGCCCGCAUGAGCUUUGGUGCGAGGGACGCCAAGGAGAAGCACAGGGAGGAGAAAUAUGACCUCAUCUUGGAUGAUGCCAUUGAGUUCGUCCAAGCUCUCCGUGUACCAGGUACAAAGCACAAGGACAGCAAACCCGAGCCAGAGCUGAGUGAGCACGAGCGCAAAAAGCUGAGCCUCCAGGAGACACGUCGCAGCCUUCCCGUCUUUCCCUUUCGGGAAGAUCUCCUCCAAGCUGUUGCUGAUCACCAGGUGCUGAUUAUUGAAGGUGAAACUGGCUCAGGCAAAACGACACAGAUCCCCCAGUACCUUUACGAAGCUGGCUACACAGCUGACAAGAUGAAGAUAGCCUGCACCCAGCCGCGACGAGUUGCUGCCAUGAGUGUGGCUGCUCGAGUCUCUGAGGAGAUGGGUGUCAAACUGGGAAAUGAGGUGGGCUACAGCAUCCGAUUCGAGGACUGCACAUCAGAGCGGACAGUGCUGAAGUACAUGACAGAUGGCAUGCUUCUCAGGGAAUUUCUCUCUGAGCCAGAUUUGGCUAGCUACAGUGUGGUCAUAGUGGACGAGGCACACGAGCGCACACUUCACACAGAUAUCCUGUUUGGCCUGGUCAAGGACAUUGCACGAUUUAGGCCAGACCUCAAGCUGCUGAUCUCCUCAGCAACCCUGGAUGCUGAAAAGUUCUCUGAGUUCUUCGAUGAUGCACCUAUAUUCAAGAUUCCAGGGAGGAGAUUUCCGGUGGACAUCUACUACACCAAGGCUCCCGAGGCAGACUACCUGGACGCAUGCGUGGUGACAGUGCUGCAGAUCCACAUCACCCAGCCGCUGGGUGACAUCUUGGUCUUCCUCACAGGGCAAGAGGAAAUUGAAGCCUGCCAGGAGAUGCUCAUGGAGAGGACUCGCAAGCUGGGCUCCAAGAUCCGGGAGCUGAUGAUCCUGCCAAUCUAUGCCAACCUGCCCACUGAGCUGCAGGCCAAAAUCUUUGAACCGACACCUAUAGGGGCUAGAAAGGUGGUGCUGGCAACUAACAUUGCAGAGACCUCUCUGACAAUUGAUGGCAUCAUCUACGUCAUUGAUCCAGGCUUCUGCAAGCAAAACAGCUACAACGCACGUACAGGCAUGGACUCGCUGGUUGUCACACCCAUCUCCAAGGCAUCCGCCCGGCAGCGUUCAGGCCGUGCAGGUCGUGUGGCUGCAGGCAAGUGCUUCCGCCUCUACACUGCAUGGGCAUACGAGCAUGAGCUCGAGGAUAACACAGUGCCCGAGAUCCAGCGGGUGAACCUCGGAAAUGUGGUACUAAUGCUCAAGUCAUUAGGCAUCAACGAUCUGCUCCACUUCGACUUCCUCGACCCACCUGCUCACGAGACUUUGGUCCUUGCCCUGGAGCAACUGUAUGCGCUGGGUGCUCUGAACCAUCUGGGUGAGCUCACAAAACUGGGCCGGCGGAUGGCUGAAUUUCCCGUUGACCCUAUGAUGGCCAAAAUGCUCAUCGCAUCUGAGAAGUAUCGCUGCUCAGAGGAGGUGCUCACCAUCGCUGCCAUGCUGUCGGUGAACAGCUCUGUCUUCUACCGGCCCAAGGACAAGGCCUUACAUGCUGACACGGCACGCAAGAACUUCUUCUCCCCGGCUGGGGACCACCUGACGCUCAUGAAUGUCUACAACCAGUGGGUCGACACUGACUAUUCGACCCAGUGGUGCUACGAGAACUUCUUGCAACAGCGCUCCAUGAAGCGGGCUCGUGACAUUCGUGACCAGCUUCAAGGGCUCAUGGAGCGGGUCGAAAUUGAGCUGCUGUCCAACAGGGAUGAUAGCAUCACCAUUCGUAAGGCCAUUACAGCCGGUUACUUCUACCACACAGCCCGCUUUUCCAAGGGGGGCCACUACAAGACUGUGAAGCACCAGCAGACAGUAAUGAUGCACCCAAACAGCUCGCUCUUUGAAGACCUGCCUCGCUGGGUGGUCUACUUUGAGUUGGUCUUCACCACUAAGGAGUUCAUGCGCCAAGUCAUUGAAAUUGAGAACUCUUGGCUGCUGGAGGUAGCGCCACACUACUACAAGGCCAAAGACCUUGACGACAGCUCAACAAAGAAGAUGCCCAAGAACACAGGGAAGGCGAGAGCCGAUCUUGUGCGAGUCCACUGACCUUAGAGAUAUACAUUUGUGCGUGCUCAGAUGGUAGGGCCUUAGCAUCUUCUCACCACAUGACUGGUGAUGUUUGUGCAGGGACGACAUCUUUGAACUUGCAUCCAGACAUCAGCUAAUAUGUGAAUGAUGUGCUCGAAGGAUGCAGUGGCCCAUGCUAGUUUAUGCAUGCAAUUUUUAGAGCAUGUUGCUCACUAGCAACAAACAAGGACAAUUGUGAAGUGUAAAGAUUUAGCUGAUGCACAACUAUGGUCCAGUUUAUUGUGAUGUGUGUGCUUGGACUUGCGGUGAUCAUGAUAUGCCCACUGGCAAGGGUUGGAGUAUGAUGGUGAGUACUAUUGCGCUCAUUACGAGCUACAAUGCACUACUGCUUCACCAUGCACUUUCGUGUUGUAGCUGAGCGCCAUAGUAGACUGUUGUUGUAGGAUGACCUUAGCACGAUUUGUAGGUACCGAUACUCUGUUGUUUUGACUCUUCAAUAGUAUGUGGCACAUCCUAGACUGGCACACAGCCACAAUGCAACACAACCUACACCCUCUUCAAAAGCCUGUACAUCUGUGUACUUUGUGACUGAUGGUCUUUGUGUAAAGAUGUUAGCACACUGAUAAGAUUGAAAAGCUUUGUUUUUACUGUACAUAUGGUAAAUAAGAGCCAUUUUUUUACUUCCA
Molecule: messenger RNA, 4081 nt
Organism: Dermacentor andersoni
Lineage: Eukaryota; Metazoa; Arthropoda; Arachnida; Ixodida; Ixodidae
Gene: l(2)37Cb
Product: DEAH-box helicase 16 lethal (2) 37Cb
Cellular component (GO): intracellular anatomical structure; catalytic step 2 spliceosome
Molecular function (GO): helicase activity; ATP binding; RNA binding
Source: RefSeq, a predicted model, not a curated record